AUGGAGCUCGUGGAGAAUUCGCUGCCACGCUCGAUUUUUGAGCGGAAGAAUGAGCCCCAGCUCGGGGUGUACGAGAAAAAGCGAGGCUCCAGCGUUGACGCCGACAUGUCCUACGAUGCGCUGGUUAGAGAUCUCGAGCAACUGGAAGGAAUGUCGUCUUCCAUGUCUUCCACAUCCAUCGCCGUUGUCACGUCGCAGCACAUGAAGCGCUUUGAUGGGGACGACUGGAAAUGGGUGCUGGAGAAUCGCCUGGCAACUCUAAGAGCCGUAUUUGUGGCGGAGGCCGCUGUUGCGUGCCGAGUGGCUCCGGAGGAUAUUGAGGGCCUUCAGUUCCGCCUCGGUAGCCUGUAUGUGACGUUCCACGUCUCACACGACGCCGAUGUCGGCGAGGAUGAGAUACAGGAGCGCGUGGACCUUUAUCCGUUCAGAGAGAUGAUGCGACUGUACGCGGACCGUGACGGGCCGGCCACCGGCCUUGAUGCGGCGCUCAAACGCAUUGCUGAACUCGAGGCGGAGAUGAAAAACAAGAUGGCCGAACUGCAAGAGGACAACGCGAAGAGACUGGAAGACGUCGAGCGGGCAAAGGAGCAGUUGGAGCAGGAGCUGAGGCAACUGCUGGAGGAAAGGGAGCGGGAGCUAGGCGAGGCCCUUGGCAAGGCGCAGGAGGCUCUGCGCGUAAGCGAGGCCGAGAAGAAGCGCCUUGACGAGGACCGCAGGAAAGCACUCGAGGCAACCAAACGCGAGCGCAAUCGCCUUGACAAACUCGCACUCCGUCAGAACGAGCUGAUCGCGGCCAUUAUCCAAGAGAACAAGAAGGAGAUGGAGGCGAAGGAGCGCGAGUUUGAGGAGAACCUUCUCGCAAAAGACGUCAUCAUUGAGAAUCUCCGUGCCCGUCUGCGUUCCAAAAGCGAGCCGGCAAAUAACGACGCCUACUCGCGCGCUGCCUCCGCCGACACCGACCGCGCGGAGGAAUUUGCCAAGCUGAUGGGGCGCAUGGAGGAGAUGGCGAUUGUCCUUGAGAAGACACAGGAGGCGGAUACGGAGGCACGCGGCGAGAUUCAGCGACUCUCGGAGGCGCUGAAGCUCUCGGAGGAAGCACGCCAGUCGGAUGCCGUCAUAUACGAGAACAAUGUUCUGGCGCUGAAGCAGCAGCUGCAGGCCUUCCGUGACACGAAGCUCGCCGAGGACCACCAGAAGCGGCAGGAGGAAUCCCGUUUGCGCCGCAGCACGUCACUAACGAAGGAGGAGAAAACAAAUGAGACAAUUGUUCGCCAAUAUGAGACAGCGUUGGAAAAUAUAAUGGGAACGCUCCAGGACCGGCUCACCAUUUUGCGUGAAGAGUAUGCGUCGUUCCUCAAGGUUUCAGAGGAAGAAACGGAAAGCGAGAAGGGUGUGCUCAAUGAGCACGAGCAGGACAACCACCGCAUACGACAAACAUUCCGCACCACAUCGUUGACGCUGCAGCGAGUGUUCUGGAGCACACGCGAGAAUGAAGUUCAGGAGGUCGUCGCAGAGCUAGACAACGCAGCGGCCGGUGCAGAGAAGUCACGUGCUGCCGUGAAGGUCACAUUGGCGCUUCUGGAUUCGCGUCUUAAGUCCUUCAACGAGCAAAAGGAGUGGAUGGAGACGCACCAGCAGGCGCUGGAAGAGCUCAUCACAUCUUUGCGGCAGUUGAACAAACGUGCUUUCGAGCGCCAGCUCUCCUUAAUGAAUGAGCAGGCAGCAAAACUAUUGUCCGCAUCAUAG
Molecule: messenger RNA, 1746 nt
Organism: Trypanosoma grayi
Lineage: Eukaryota; Euglenozoa; Kinetoplastea; Trypanosomatida; Trypanosomatidae
Product: kinesin-like protein
Exons: 1
Coding region: 1-1746 (581 amino acids)
Source: RefSeq, a predicted model, not a curated record